AUGACGAUAAGCAAAAAUAAAAAUUGGCAGGCUGCAGAGCUCAAACCGGUCGGGCCCCGGCUGAAAAAAGCGCUGUUUUCCAAUUGGUGCGUCACCUGGACAUCGCCGCAGACUCCGGUCUACAAUUACCAAGCAUAUACAGCAUCUCAGUAUUUCCUCUUUGGAGGCAGAUUGCGCGGUCUGAGACUUUCCGACAUAUACGAUUACUCCACAUUCAUCUCCACCAUAGUACUUCACGUUAUAUCCUUGCCGCUGUAUAUUAUCUUCGAGGCAAAAUACACAUGGACUCAUAUUUCACCCGCUAUAAUUUUUAUUUUUUGCUACCUUUGGUGCCUGUCAGCCGCGUGUUUCAUUCGUGCAGCUUUUCAGGACCCAGGGGUACUUCCUCGAAAUGUGCAUCUCGUGGAUAACGUUGUCCGCAACGGGUUACCCCUGGAGUAUUUCAACAGCCAGAUUGUGGACGGACCAAAAUCGAAGGUGGAACUGAAAUACUGUACAACAUGCUACAUCUGGAGACCUGUACGUUCGUCGCAUUGUUCCAGCUGUAAUGCUUGCAUUUGGAACAUGGACCACCACUGUCCGUUUCUUGCCAAUUGCGUAGGACAGAGAAACUACUGGCAUUUUCUGUGCUUUUUGAUAUUUACUGUGCUACUCUGUGCACUAGUAUGCGCACAGACAGCUUAUAGAAUCUCGCGGCAAAAUAUCGCCGACACCCCGAUGAGCCUCUUCCUACUCAUAUACGCCGUGGUGUGUGUCAUGUUCCCUGCAUCGUUGCUGUUUACCCAUUUGUGCUUUGGUUUGACGGGCAUCACCACCAGAGAAUAUCUCGCAACAGACAAGCUCGGGCCUUUCUUCUUGAAAGACGUGUGUCUGAACCCAUUCAAUUCGGGAAAUCUGAUUGCAAACUGGUUGCGCCAGUGGCUGCGGCCUCGCGGCGUGAGCACACUUCCGCUGCGUCAACAGUUCAGCCAGACGGAUACCAGAUUCCAGGAGUACGUUAUUGGCUCGAUAACGUAA
Messenger RNA from Ogataea angusta, 1017 nucleotides. RefSeq lists its product as uncharacterized. The transcript has a single exon. Gene Ontology annotation, molecular function: protein-cysteine S-palmitoyltransferase activity. Gene Ontology annotation, cellular component: Golgi apparatus; endoplasmic reticulum. Bases 1 to 1017 code for a protein of 338 amino acids. The record is from RefSeq and is a predicted model, not a curated record. NCBI's taxonomy places the organism in Eukaryota, Fungi, Ascomycota, Pichiomycetes, Pichiales, Pichiaceae. Gene Ontology annotation, biological process: protein targeting to membrane; peptidyl-L-cysteine S-palmitoylation.